Molecule: messenger RNA, 489 nt
Organism: Dentiscutata erythropus
Lineage: Eukaryota; Fungi; Glomeromycota; Glomeromycetes; Diversisporales; Gigasporaceae
Source: the annotation of a GenBank genome assembly
AUGGACGUCUACGCCCUCGUACGUUCUACAUAUCCUAUACCACCCACUAUGGGUACUGGACAAAGGGAAGUAUUGUAUGGAGACGACCAGUAUUAUGAGGACGCUGCAAUACUCUUUUACGGUCAAGCCGAUGAUGUGGAGAAAUUUUUUGUGGUUUUCAUUGUUCACAUUACAUUCGCCUCGACCAAAAUAAUCGAUUUAAUCUAUCCGGUUUUGCCUCUCGCGUUUGCGAUAGAUGCUACGAUGACUAUAGACCAGGAGGAAGAGGAUUCUAGAGAAUAUCAAGAUAGCGGAUAUAAUACAAGUAAUAGUUACGGUACCGAUAAAUCUUCUAAUAAUACGAAAUAUCCUAAUAGUGAUGAUGAUAUUCUAAAAGAGAAUACUACGGCCUUCCUAUUUUAUGCUGGGACUGUUAAUCGUUCUUGGAAUUCUGAUGAUGAAAAAUGCGAUGGAAUGCACUUACAGUACUUCACUAGUGGAUCUGAAUGA